AUUAUUUUAAUUAAUUAAUGCUUCAGGAAGUAACUAUUCCUUGUGGAAGGUACGAUUUCAAUCAAGAAACAAAAAAAGUAGUCAUAGUAAAAGCAAAAGGAUUGCUCAAUUUGUAUUUGAAUGAUGAAAAUGAAUUGUGGUUGAAAUGGUAUAAUGUAGAUCUGGAUAACAAAUUAGAAAUUGUAAUGAUUUACACUAUUUAAAUUAGGAAAGAGUCUUAAUUAAGGGUUCUACAUUUUUUGAGAAGGUCAAAGGUCAAAAUAGAGUCUAUCUCCUUAGAUUUAAUGAUGAUGACUAAAAGUAUUUCUUUUGGAUGCAAGUAAUUCUCACCCUUUAAUUUUAGUCUGAUGAUCAAACCUAAGAUGAAAAUUACUGCAAAUAAUUUAACAAUGUGAUCAACUCUCAGGUCUUGGAUGAACCCAUCUAAAUAGAAUAGCAACCUCAGGUGCAAUCCCAAACACAACCGUAAUCACAUACACAACCUCCUUAAUAAUAAUUGGGACCUUAAUAACAAUAGCUUUUACAAUUGCUCUAAUAGUAAUUUGCAUCAAAAAUGGGCCCUGGACUCUCUCUUACUGAUAUUUUGACUGGUGAGUUUUUGACUUAAAUUGCCAAGGAUGAGGAAUUCUUCUAGGCACUUAAAGAGUAAGGAAUUUAGUUUAUGUGAGAUAUUUACCUCCUGAUCAAUAAAGCAUUGAACAAUUUAAAGAGAACUUACUUAGUCCAUAAUUUAAGUAGGCUUUAGAUCAGUUGACUCAUGCUUUGAAGGGAAGAGAAAGGAGCUCCGUGAUCCAAUAAUUAGACUUGGACUAUAGAAUUCUAGAAUAGGAAUUCGAUGGUGUAGUAGCUUUCAUCAAGGCUAUUAUGAGAAAGGAUCAAAAUAAAAAUUGAUAGGAUAG
Molecule: messenger RNA, 899 nt
Organism: Paramecium octaurelia
Lineage: Eukaryota; Ciliophora; Oligohymenophorea; Peniculida; Parameciidae
Source: the annotation of a GenBank genome assembly